AUGACAAAAAUAUUCAUCAUCGGAGCAACAGGUCAUAUUGGUGGUGCGGUUUUAGAUCUCGUCUAUCCGAAGUAUCCAGAUGUGCAUAUCAAAGCAUUGGUACGAGAUGAGAAGAAAGGCAAAAUACUUGUGGGCAAGUACCCGCGAGUAACUUUUGUUGUUGGGGAUUUGACAUCUUUGGAUCUCUUGACUGGAGAGGCGAAGGAAGCGGAUGUUGUCAUCAAUACAGGACCCGACGUCAAGCAAGAUGUAGCUAUCUCAGCUAUCCUUGAAGGAUCAGCAAACCACUCCUCAAAGGCAUAUUACAUCCAUACUGUCGGCUCAUCGCUCAUUUGGGAUUCACCCGGUAGUAGCUCUCAAAACGAGCAAAAGAUAUUUGACGACGUACUCGAUAUCCAAGCGUUGAAAUCUUUCCCACCCGCCGCACUCCACGCUACUUCCAACGCCCCAUCAUCUCCCCCACCGUCGUCCACGGCCUCUCUCCCUCCCCUCCUCUCCGCCAUUACAACCACCCAAUCCGGCUUCACCAUCUCCCCCACCACAAAUCUCCAAUCACACAUCCACGUUCUCGAUCUCGCUCAAAUCUAUCUCUCUCCUCUCCUCCGCGCUCAACGACGCAUCUCCCGAUCCUCAAAAAUGGGGCCCGGAAGCCUUCUAUUUCGCUGCAUCGGAAGAUCUUUCUUUCGGAGAAUACAUGUGUCAAAACCCCCAUAUAAGUUGGUGCACGAUACGCAGAUCAAGACACUCUCAUUCUCGGAAGCGGUAAAAGUAGUAGGGACCUUGACGGCGUAUUUGUUCGGUAUUAAUAUGCAAGUGAGAUGUACGAGGGCGAAGGAGGUAUUGGGAUGGGUACCAUGGGCAAAAAAGGUGGAGGAGGGGCUUGAUGAGGUUCUGGAGGUUUAUUACAGGGAAAGGGAUGAUGGGGCUGGGAUGCAGGAAUUGGAUGAUACAUAUGGAUUGUGA
Messenger RNA from Botrytis byssoidea, 963 nucleotides. RefSeq lists its product as uncharacterized. The record is from RefSeq and is a predicted model, not a curated record. Lineage: Eukaryota; Fungi; Ascomycota; Leotiomycetes; Helotiales; Sclerotiniaceae. The transcript has 5 exons. Bases 1 to 963 code for a protein of 320 amino acids.